AUCUUUUCCGCAUCUUCGUCCAAUUUCCGCUGUCGAUCCAUCAGAGUUUUCCCAUUGCUUCACGCCGUCACUAUGAUAAGCAGCUCUGCAAGCGUCUCCUGGGGUACGCAGGCAGCCUGGCAGGGAGGAACACCGCCGUCGGCCGCCCGUCAAGGCUGCACAUUCGACCCCAUGAAGCCGGAAAGGUCGAGCCGCCCGAAUUCAUAAUGCUCAGCGGCCGCAGCAAGCAGGCUGGUAAGAUUACCUCCGGAGCCCAAAGUGGUUGAUCAGUAAUAUGGAUAAAAAGUCGACGACACUCCCUUUCUGGCCAGCAAGCUUCACCAUCGCAGCUUCCCUUCAUUCAGGACACCCUCAUUCGCCCCCCUACCACCGGACUCGGCACGGCUCAUGCCGCAGGGCAAGAUAUUAUAUCCCAGCUGAUUCUUCACCACCACUACAAAAUGGCGAGAAUAGUCCUCCUUGCUCAGACGGCCUUGUCCAUCUUCACAGCGGUUCAUGCGGCUCGAGCUGAGCUUCCGGGCGUCGCUUCAUUCGUCGUGCCCUCCGCUUUUCCGACUUCAGUCUUCCCGAGCUACUAUGUCAAGCCUGCACCAACAACAGAGCCUCAGCCUGCUUUAUAUGACGAUGUCUUGAACAUCACCUAUCCACUCAAUCUCACUGACCCGAAGACAGUUCCUACUGCGGACCUUGAUCCAGUCUAUUACCCGCCAGGUCUGGGCCUCAACAAUACCACCUCCGAGUCCUUGGUCCAACUUGCUUUGGCUGAGAUCAAAAGCAUCAUCCACGACGUCGGGGGUCUCUCUGGAAAUUGCUCCAAAUGUAUUGCUGCACUCAGCGUUGGGAAAUUCCUGGCUCAAUCUGCACCUGAAUACGUUCCCGAUGCACUGAUCUCUCUUUGCCAAUCUACAGCAUUUGCAUCGAAUACAUCAUGCAAAAAUACAUAUACAGCUGGGAGCUAUGGAGCAAUUUGGACUCAAGUGCUCGCACUUGCAGAUGUCACGGGACUUGACGGGCAAUACAUCUGCAGCACUCUUAGUACCUCGUUCUGCGCUGUUCCGUCUACCAGUCCGUUGAAUACAACAGGCUUGUUUCCGAAACCAAAGCCCAAGAGGUACUCAGUCCCAAAACCGAGUGGAAAGCGAGUCAAGGUUCUCCAUCUGUCUGAUUUACACCUCGAUCCCAGGUACUUAGUUGCGUCCGAAGCCAACUGUACUUCCGGUCUCUGCUGCAGAUACUCCACUUCGGCGCCCACCUCUCAAGCGGUAUUUCCAGCGCCACUUUACGGUGCAUACAGAUGUGAUACUCCGUACACUUUGGGUCUAGCUGCUCUCCAAUCAAUCGGAGCCUUGACUGGCACUGGCUCAGCAAAUGCCGCCCCAGCCUGGACAGUUUACACUGGAGAUCUUGUAUCCCACGAUCCUCAGAACCAACUCUCACGUGCGUACGUCGAGUACACCGAGACCAGCAUCUUCGACAUGUUCAAAAGUUACAUUAAGGGACCUGUCUUUGCAGUUCUUGGUAAUCAUGAUUCUAGUCCGGAAGCCAUCAAUGGGCCACAUAGCAUGCCCGGCCCGCUUGGAAAACAAUUCAGUUAUAACUUCGAUCACGUAUCUGCACUUUGGAAGAACAAUGGAUGGAUCGACGAAGCAACAGCAAACCAGUCAGCACUCCAUUAUGCCGCAUACUCCGUCAAAAAUCAGUACGGUCUGAGGAUCAUCACUCUCAACACUGACUUCUGGUUCAAAACAAACUACCUCAAUCUCAUUAAUACUACCGAUCCAGACGUUUCGGGAACGUUCAAGUUCAUGAUCGACGAGCUUCAGGCUGCUGAGGAUGCCGGCGAGCGAGUUUGGAUCCUCGGUCACGUUUUGAGCGGUUGGGAUGGAUCGAACCCACUCGCGAACCCCACUGACCUGUUCUACCAAAUUAUUGAUCGCUACUCCCCGCACGUCAUCGCGAAUACGCUCUGGGGCCAUACUCACGAAGACCAAGUCAUGAUCUACUACGCCAACAACGGCACCGUGCGCAACUCUAGUACUGCCCUCACAUCGGGUUGGAUCGGGCCCUCGGUCACGCCUCUGACGAAUCUCAAUUCCGGGUUCAGGAUGUAUGAAGUUGACACCGGAAAUUUCGAGAUAUAUGAAGCGUACACUUUCUACUCGGACGUCAACUCAUACUCGGCUCUGGAUUCCACCGGCCCAACCUUCAGAUAUGAAUACUCCACUCGAGAAGCAUAUGGAAAGGCGGUGGGGUGGCCAGCAGAUGCCCCGCUCAAUGCUACAUUUUGGCACGGACUAACUGAGGCGAUGGAGAAGAAUAAGACCCUUGUGACGACUUUCAACACAUAUCAAGGCAAGAUGAGCGUCAGGAGUCCUAACUGCACUAGUGACGCCUGUGCUGCUGCGAAGAUCUGUUAUAUGAGAUCUGGAAGCACGGCAUUAGGGAAGCAGUGUCCGCAGGGAUUUGCUUCAGUUCAGAGCCCAUACACUGGGAAAAAUUUCUAGGUGACGGGCUAUCAGCUAUGCUUUGGCAACUAUUAAGUAAUGAAUAAUGAAAGUUUUCACAACC
This is a messenger RNA of Hyaloscypha bicolor E, 2568 nucleotides long. RefSeq names its product sphingomyelin phosphodiesteras-like protein. NCBI's taxonomy places the organism in Eukaryota, Fungi, Ascomycota, Leotiomycetes, Helotiales, Hyaloscyphaceae. Gene Ontology annotation, molecular function: hydrolase activity. The record is from RefSeq and is a predicted model, not a curated record. The transcript is spliced from 2 exons. Bases 441 to 2504 code for a protein of 687 amino acids.